Molecule: messenger RNA, 1584 nt
Organism: Didymosphaeria variabile
Lineage: Eukaryota; Fungi; Ascomycota; Dothideomycetes; Pleosporales; Didymosphaeriaceae
Gene: SIDA2
Product: L-ornithine N(5)-monooxygenase
Exons: 3
Coding region: 1-1584 (527 amino acids)
Biological process (GO): intracellular iron ion homeostasis
Source: RefSeq, a predicted model, not a curated record
AUGAGCCCUCACGCCGUGCCCAUGAACGACUCAGAAGAGCGCGCGCCAGCAGUCCAAGAAGCCUUCACUGGCUUCGCGGCUAACGCGCUGGACGAGAGCCACUUCCCCGCGUUCGAAAACCGGUCGCACCUUCGAUAUACCCCAGAAGAGGAACUACACGAUUUGGUAUGUGUGGGAUUCGGUCCCGCAUCGCUGGCCAUCGCAACGGCUCUACACGAUGCUUUGGACGGCACAGAUCCAUCGCUGGACCUGCCAAAUCUGCAGCGCCAACCGCCGAAGGUCGCGUUUCUGGAGAAGCAAUCCGGCUUUGCAUGGCACGCUGGCAUGCUUCUUCCUGGCGCCAGGAUGCAGAUUACUUUCAUGAAGGAUAUGGCCACACUGAGGAACCCGCGAAGCGAGUUUACCUUCAUCAACUACCUUCACCAGAAGGAUCGCCUGAUCGAGUUCACCAACCUGAACACUUUCCUUCCGCAGCGAGUGGAAUAUGAGGACUACAUGAGAUGGUGCGCCAGCUGGUUUGAAGAGGUGGUUCAAUACGACCAGGAAGUGGUUAAGGUCAUGCCGGAGAAGUCGAGCGGAGACGGUGAGAUCAAGACUUUUGUCGUCACGUCACGCAACUUGCAGACCGGCCAGAUCGAGUCGAGGAGAACAAAGCAUGUGGUGAUAGCGGCUGGAGGCCGACCAAACCUUCCUGCGCCGUUCCCAAGCAAUCAUCCGAGAGUCAUCCACUCGUCUAAGUUCCACUAUAUCUCAAGCAAGAUCUUGACCGACUACCAGAGACCUUACUCAGUUGCCGUCGUCGGAAACGGACAGAGCGCAGCAGAAAUCUUCGACUUCCUCCACACGCACUACCCCAAUGCGCGGACAAGGCUGCUAAUUAAGCAAGGCGCUCUCCGUCCCAGCGACGACUCCCCGUUCGUCAACGAGAUUUUCAACCCCGCCCGCGUAGACAGCACCUUCAACCGCGAAGCAAAAUUGCGUACAACCGCUAUCGCCGACGACAAAGCUACGAACUACGGCGUCGUGCGCCUCCCCCUCCUCGAACACAUCUACGAGACCCUCUACCUUCAGCGCAUCUCCCACGGUAACACCGCCGAAGCCGAAAAGACCUGGCCCCACGCCAUCCUGCCCUACCGCCUCGUAACCGCCCUCCAAGAAUCACCCGUCAUCCCCUCCGGCCUGCGCCUAACUAUCCACGACCGGAGUCCGCUUUACCUCUCGGAUACGCCGAACGCGAGCGAGAAGUCGGAGACGUUGGACGUGGAUGCAGUGUUCGUGGCUACGGGGUACAAGCGCGAUUUGCACGAGACGCUGCUCGUCGAGUCGCGGCAUCUCAUGCCUGGAGGGGAUUUGAAAGACGCGAGGUGGAGCGUGCAGCGUGAUUAUCGUAUCAAUUUCGCGGACAAAGCAAUCGAUGCUGAUGCGGGCGUGUGGCUGCAGGGGUGCAAUGAGCAGACGCAUGGUUUGAGCGACACGUUGCUUUCGAUUCUGGCGAAUCGUGGUGGAGACAUCGUGAAUUCGAUAUUUGCGCACAAGGGGAACAGCGGAUGUGAGGAGAGGGCGGGGUGGGAGGUGCGUGCGUAG